Neopelma chrysocephalum (saffron-crested tyrant-manakin) is the source of this 963-nucleotide messenger RNA. Its product is annotated as DNA-directed RNA polymerase II subunit RPB1-like. Gene Ontology annotation, molecular function: DNA binding. The record is from RefSeq and is a predicted model, not a curated record. Gene Ontology annotation, biological process: transcription by RNA polymerase II. The annotation marks the transcript as partial. The transcript has 2 exons. Lineage: Eukaryota; Metazoa; Chordata; Aves; Passeriformes; Pipridae.
GUACCCCCCAUGUAACCCCCACUGUGUCCCCUCUCCGCAGGCGGGGCCAUGUCCCCCAGCUACAGCCCGACGUCCCCCGCCUACGAACCGCGCUCGCCGGGCGGCUACACCCCCCAGAGCCCCAGCUACAGCCCCACCUCCCCCAGCUACAGCCCCACCUCCCCCAGCUACAGCCCCACCUCGCCCAACUACAGCCCCACUUCUCCCAGUUACAGCCCCACCUCGCCCAGUUACAGCCCCACUUCCCCCAGUUACAGCCCCACGUCUCCCAGUUACAGCCCGACCUCGCCGAGCUACAGCCCCACCUCGCCCAGUUACAGCCCGACUUCCCCCAGUUACAGCCCGACCUCUCCCAGUUACAGUCCAACCUCGCCCAGUUACAGCCCGACCUCCCCGAGCUACAGCCCGACUUCCCCCAGUUACAGCCCGACUUCUCCCAGUUACAGCCCGACCUCCCCCAGCUACAGCCCGACCUCUCCCAGUUACAGCCCCACCUCGCCCAGUUACAGCCCCACCAGCCCCAACUACAGCCCCACCAGCCCCAACUACACCCCGACCUCCCCCAGCUACAGCCCCACCUCGCCCAGUUACAGCCCCACCAGCCCCAACUACACCCCGACCUCGCCCAACUACAGCCCCACCUCGCCCAGCUACAGCCCCACCUCCCCCAGUUACAGCCCCACCUCGCCCAGUUACUCCCCGUCCAGCCCCCGCUACACCCCGCAGUCGCCCACCUACACCCCCAGCAGCCCCAGCUACAGCCCCAGCAGCCCCAGCUACAGCCCCACGUCGCCCAAGUACACCUACAGCCCCACGUCCCCCAAGUACAGCCCCACCUCGCCCACCUACAGCCCCACCACGCCCAAGUACAGCCCCACCUCGCCCACCUACAGCCCCACGUCGCCCGUCUACACCCCCACAUCGCCCAAGUACAGCCCCACGUCGCCCACCUACAGCCCCACC